AAUGAUUCGGAGCGAUUGGUAUUACCUUAAAUGGAUCUGUCUUUUAGCAUUUACAACUUGGAUACUUUUAGGAUGGAUUAAGAGAGACUCCAAGAUCAUUUUGCCUCAUAAUGGACAAUUGAUACAUACCGACAUUUUCAAUGAAACAAGGUUGAACAUUUCUAAGCUGCUUGCUAAGAAAAAGUUUGAAAAGAAUAACAAAUACGUUAUUGAUAAGGAUUACAAAUUCGCAAAAACAUUGAAAAGAGAAAAUAAAGUACUUUUCUUCGAGUUUAAAAUUCCGGAGACAUCACUUAUUUGUUCAAAUGAAACAGAAUAUCUUAUUUUGAUCCAUACGAAUCUUAAACAUUUUGAAAAAAGAAAAAUUUUACGGAGUUCUUGGAUUAAAUUUGCUAAUCAAUCAAAAGUAUAUUUUUUCAUUGGUACGCAUUUAAACGAAAAAUUGAAGCUUGCUAUUAUAAAAGAAGCAGAGGAAUUCAAAGAUAUUGUUCAAGUAAAUAUAAUUGAGUCUUAUAGUAAUUUAGCUUUAAAAUCAGUGGCAGCUUUGCACUUUAAAGAUACAUUUUGCCCUUCAUCUAAAUAUCUGAUCAAAAUUGAUGACGACGUUAUUCUGAAUUUUGAAAAUUUAAUUAAAGCUGUAGUUCAGUUAAAGUUUACACAGUGGGGAAUACUAGGCUUAUUCUAUAUGAUGACAGCUGAUUUGAUUCGACCAAUGAUUCAGGUUUCCGAAAUAAUUGAAAUCAUUCCGAUUGAAGAUGUUUUUAUAACAGAAAAAAACAAAGUUGUCAGUGUUGACUUAUCUGGACAAGGAUUAACUGCAAUUGCAAAUUCUAUAUUAGAAAGAACCGAAAUUGAAAGACUUAAUUUGUCGUCUAAUAAUCUUCGAGCUUUAAACUCAGACGUCAAGAAAUUAGUAAACAUUACUCAUUUGGAUUUGAGCCGAAACACUAUUAAGUGUAGUCACGCUCAUGAUUAUGGAGGGUUACCUGCAGAGCUUGCAAAGUUAGCUCAUUUGGAAUAUUUAAAUAUUGCUGAAUGUAAUUUCACAAUUAUACCUCCGACAAUUUGGCUCCUUAGGCGAUUAAAAAAACUAGAUCUUAGUAGAAACAAAAUAAAUGUUCUUCCCCCCGAUGUUGGACAGCUAUCAGGUCUACAAUGGUUUGCAAUACAACAUGCCAACCUAAGCACCCUACCUCCGGAAAUUGCUCUUUGUCAGAAUUUGGAACAUUUAAUACUUUGGGGUAACGCUAUUGAUUCUUUACCUGAAACAUUAAAGCAAAUGCGACGCCUUAAAUGUCUGGAACUGAAUUUACGAUCUUGUGCAGCUGUAAUAGAUGAUUAUAUGAUGAAAUUAUUGAAAGAUGGAAAAUGUGAAUCGACUCACAUUCCAGCUGUUCUCUUUGACAUUCCUGCUUUAGAGAGGCUUGAUUUAGAUGAAUUUCCACCUGUAAUAUGCACAAUGAAGAAUAUACAGUCGCUAGAUUUAUCAAAAAAUUUUUUGACUACUCUUCCUCCUGCCUUGACAGAUUUAUCCAACUUGAAAUUGCUGAACGUUAAUUCGAAUGAAUUAGAAAAACUCCCUACAUCCAUAUGUAAUCUGAGUCGUCUUAAUAGUUUAGACAUUUCGAACAAUAAAUUAUCAAUUUUACCUGAAAAUAUAGGAAAUCUAAAACGUCUAAAGCAACUGUUAUGCAGCAAGAAUCGACUGCAAAAUUUGCCAUUUUCAAUUUGCAAUUUAUUCAAAUUGCAUACGCUUGAUAUAAGCAAUAAUGAGCUAUCAAGCUUACCAAACGAUAUGGCAAGUCUAAUUGGAAUAAAGUCUGCUCAUUCAUACAGAAAGCUACAUAUUGACGGUCUAUGGCUUCAUGGUAAUCCUUUGACUCAGCCUCCUCCUCAGAUAUGGAAAACUGACGAUAUUCAAUCUAUUUUUGAUUAUAUGAAACGAUUAAAAAUAAGUGAAACGCCAAAUUUGCAGCCUUUGAAGACUAUCAUUCUUGGCAAUUACCAAUGUGGGAAAACUUCUUUUCUAAAUACAAUGAUCACAGGGAAAGGUUGCAAAACUACCUCAAUCACGGACAGCACAGAAGUUCUUGAGAGAACUCUGUGGAGAACUUCAAACAACGUAGAUUUUCUUUUCAUCGAAUUUGGUGGUCAUGAUGUAUAUGAGACAGUUUUAAGACAUUUUAUGGACAAAAAUGCGUUGUAUAUCAUUCUCUACAAUCAUUCUACAUAUCAAACUGAAAAUCAUUACGAUCACAUAGGUAAAUAUCUUGAUUUAAUACGUACUCAUGCUCCAGGAGCUGUUGUCAAAAUCAUUGGUGCCAAGUCUGAUGAAUGGAGGGAUAUUAGCCGAAUGCCUGAGAUCGUUUUGAAAGAAGUUGAAAUGAAUUUACGAGACUAUGAAGAAAAAGAUAAACUAAGAUAUGAAGAAAACAUUAAGAACUUAAAGUCACUUAAUUGCGAUAAAGAGUAUGAAAAGUUGAGGGGAAUCAUCGAAAAGCCAGUGAACAUCAUUCCAGGAAUAGUUUACACUUCUGUUAUCGACAAAGUUCGAAACAUAUUAGAUUUUGUUAAUGAAUUGGAAUUAAUAGCUAUUAAUAAGGAGUUAUUUCCACAAAACCAACGCUUUGUUCCUCAGUCCUGGAAAUUAUUUCGAUCAGACUUAAGUCGAAAAGACAAUUUGUUUAUCGAGAUAGACAAUGCAAGAAAAUUAGCUGAAAACAGGGGAAUAAAAAAAGAUGACUUUUCCUCAAUGUUACAGCAUAUGCAACUCUCAGGGGAUCUUCUUUGGCCAAAAAAGAUAUCAUCCUUGGAAAACUUUCUUUUUCAUAAACCAACAGACUUAGUACAAAAAAUGCGAUUUUUAUUCCGAUAUAAUUUGGAUAAGUUUUUAGAUUUAGGAGCGGAGUGCGUUUGGUCAGCCAAAGGGCUUUUUACGGAACAAACUAUGGAGAUAAGCAGAAGAGCAAUUUUGGAGGCAGGACAGCUGUCUUGGCGAGCUGCUCGUUGUUUUUUUUUUCACGAUAAAAAUCUAGACAGUGAAAGCGAGCUGAGAACCCUCUUGAACAUUUUAGAAAAUUUUGGUUUCUGCUAUGUUAUCCCACCUCCAAGAAUUCCACCUCCUCUUUCUCAUUUCGUUCCUGCUGUAGUUGUACCUUCAUUAAAUACAAUACCGAAUGGCAACAAUCCUGAUUGGUGGUGUCAAGGAGAGGAUUUUAAGUGCAUGAGAAUAAUUUUUCCGUUAAAACCUAUACCUAGGUCUUUUUUUUAUUUUUUGGCUUGCAAAGUUCAAGCGUUGGUUGAAUUACGAUCGGAUACAUGUUUAUGUAUAAGAGCAAGAACAAUUGAUCAAACAUUUAUAAAACUUGAAAUUCAAGAAGAUAGAAAAGAGUUUUUUUUUAAGUUACAUGGCUCAGAAGACGUUUUCACUAAUCUUCAGAGUUUGAUUUUAGAAGCUGCAAAUUACUAUGAGGGAAUUAUUUACCUUGUAGACUACGAUUAA
Molecule: messenger RNA, 3502 nt
Organism: Dimorphilus gyrociliatus
Lineage: Eukaryota; Metazoa; Annelida; Polychaeta; Dinophilidae
Source: the annotation of a GenBank genome assembly